AUGGAGGCUAUCCUUCUCCAGUUAGGGAUUGGCCUCAAUGCUCAAGACGAAGAAAGCCGUGGAAUCCUGAAGCUUGAGAUUGGCUCCUUCAUGGACAGAGAUGUCCCCGUAAUCUAUCGACCUUUUUAUGAUGUCCUCGAUACAGGUUUUAUGUGGGGUAUGGACCCAGGAUUAUUUGACCUACCUGAACACACCCAUCAUGAACACAACCUGGUAUUUCGAGACGCCAUUGAACAGACGGGGGAUCUGGCACUGGCGAUCCAGGCUGUUUUGACACUACUCUUCCAGAUGACUUACUACUAUCUCAUGGACGAAUACAACGUUGCGGUGCCAAUUACAACCACGCAUGCAGUCAUCCCGGUACGAUGGCUAGGGCUGAAGCUGGUCAUCAUUCUUGUGGCUGUACACCUCUUUCUGAUGUUCUUGAUAAUAUGCCCCUUUUCAAAGUGGACGAGAGUAUCUGCACUGGGUAAUGCAUGGCAGGCGGUUGCACAUGCAGCCUUCAAGACCACGGAUUUCGAGUCGGCAGAUACUGCGUUGGACAAAGAGGUGGAGAAUUGGACGAAGGUUACGGGACGGGAUAGUGAAAUCUUCAUACUGUCACGCACUGCAGACGGUGAUAAAAUCAAAUUUUCUUGCAGGAACCGGGGAACAAUGGGGGAAACCCUCCCUUAA
This is a messenger RNA of Fusarium oxysporum Fo47, 675 nucleotides long. RefSeq lists its product as uncharacterized. The transcript has a single exon. NCBI's taxonomy places the organism in Eukaryota, Fungi, Ascomycota, Sordariomycetes, Hypocreales, Nectriaceae. The record is from RefSeq and is a predicted model, not a curated record. The coding region runs from base 1 to 675 and encodes 224 amino acids.